Pristis pectinata (smalltooth sawfish) is the source of this 8840-nucleotide messenger RNA. RefSeq names its product chromodomain-helicase-DNA-binding protein 8-like. Bases 264 to 8429 code for a protein of 2721 amino acids. The transcript is spliced from 39 exons. NCBI's taxonomy places the organism in Eukaryota, Metazoa, Chordata, Chondrichthyes, Rhinopristiformes, Pristidae. The record is from RefSeq and is a predicted model, not a curated record. Gene Ontology annotation, molecular function: protein binding; ATP-dependent chromatin remodeler activity; ATP binding.
GGCGAUCUUAAAAUGGCGGCGGGCGGAGGGCGGAGCGGGAGCGGCGGAGCGCGAAGUUCCUCCCAGUGCUGAGAAGACAAGUCGACCGGAAACAUCCCCCGCCCCCCACCCCCCGCUGUCUGCCCGAGCGUUUCGUGCCGCCAGUGAGCGGGCGCGAGGAUGCGCGAGUGACCUCCUGCCCGGCCAGCAGGAGAGAGAAGCCCCCCCUGCUCACGGGGUGGGGGGAGACUUCCCCCCACCUCUCCCGCACUGACCCAGCUGCCAUGGCGGACCCCAUCAUGGACCUGUUUGACGACCCCGGCCUCUUCGCCGAGGGCCUGGACUCGCUGACGGCGGGCUCCAUCGCUGACGACCUGGACCUGGGCGACGGCUUCGAGACCCUGGAGCCGGGGCCUGAGCUCUCCAAGGCACACUCCUUUGACGGGCUGCCCCCCUUCCAGCAGACCCCCUCUGACGGCACCCCCCAGCAGACCCCCUAUGCCAUCUUCCCCGGCCUCAAGUCCCCGGUGCGCACCUUCGACGGCCACAGUCCCCUCUGGGCCCAGCCGCCUCCUGAGGAGUCCAUCACGCAGCCCGCCGCUGCUCAGGAGCCCGAGUACCUAGUCCACCACGACUAUGCCCUGCAGCAGAGCGAGCAGGAGACCCCUGCCCCAGCCCCCUCACCCCCCUCCUCUCCCUCUCCCUCCCCUGCCCAGCCUGCCCUCCACCCCUUCUCCCAGGCCCCAGAGCCCAUCAGUCAGGGCAACCCCUUCAUGGGGGUCCACGAUUCCCAGCAGCAGUCCCCGGCUGCUGUCAAUAAAAGCCUCCCCCCUCCUCCACCUCCUCCUCCUCCUCCCACUCUUCCUGCCCCUCUCCCCUCCCCCUCCCCCUCCUCCACCACCACCACCACCUCCGUGCCUGUCGAGGCCACAGCCCAGGGCCUCGAGACGGCCCAGCCUCAGACCUCGGCCAGCUUCCCCGCCCCAGGCCAGCAGCCCGUCUCGUCCUCUUCGUCCCCGGUGCAGUACAACAUCCGGUACACCCUCCCCGGGCAGUCUGUGCCCAACGGAGGGGUGGUCAUCCCCCAGGGCACCGUGCUGGCCAGCAGCCAGGCGGUGUCGUACCUCCCCGGCAGCACCAUCUUCACCACGGCCACCGGCGUCAGCCAGCCCCAGGAGAGCCAGUCCAACGGGACGCCCCUCGGACAGGUGCUCCUGCAGCCUGUCACGGCACAGCAGAGUGCGGCCAGCUUCACCACCGCCACCCUCACCUCGGUCAAGCCCAACGUCACCAUCGCGCCCUCGCCGGUCUCUCAGGGCGACCCGAAGCGGAUCACGCUGGUGUUGCAGCAGCCGCCCGGAUCGGCCCAGCCGGGCCAGCGACAUGUCAUGAUGCGGACCCUCCCGGGCAAGAUCCUGAUCCAGGGCCAGCAGCUGACGGCUCUGGCCCACGGGCAGGCGGCCAAGGGCCAGGCCGGCAAGGUGGUGACCAUCCAGCUGCAGCUGCAGAACCCGCAGCAGAAGCUGCAGCCCUGCCAGAUGUUCCUGCAGCAGCCGGUGGCUGUGGCUACCACCGCUGCCACGCAGCCGCAGCCCCAGGCAGUUCGCCAGCAGCCGCAGGGCCAGAGGCUGACUGUCCCUCUGCAGGUCUCCCUGCAGCAGCCGGUGCAGCCCCAGGUCUCGGUGCCCACGGUGUCGGUGGUGACGGCCCAGGUGACCGGGGUGGUGAACGAGCAGCAACGCAAGCUGGAGCACCAGAAGAAGCAGGAGAAAGCCAACCGCAUCGUGGCGGAGGCCAUCGCCCGGGCCAAGGCCCGUGGGGAGCAGAACAUCCCGCGGGUGCUGGCCCAUGGAGAACUGAGUGGCAAGGCCCUGGGCUCCGAGGCCGAGGACAAGAAGAGGAAGAAGAAGGCAGCCUCCCGCCCCAAGGAAGCCGACGGCAAGAAGUCCAGGUCCUCCUCUUCCUCCAAAGCCGGCUCCUCCUCGUCCGCCAAGGGCAAGGGCAAGUCCAAGCUCAGCACCAUCACGCCCGUGAUUGGCAAGAAGCGGAAAAAGACCGGAUCGUCGGAGGAGAACUCGGACGUGGAGCGCUCACCGGCGCAGUCCUCGAAGGACGACGAGGAGACUGCCACUCAGAAGCGGCGUUCCAACAGGCAGGUGAAGAGGAAGAAGUACACAGAAGACCUGGACCUGAAGAUCACGGACGACGAGGACGAGGAGGUGGACGUGAUGGGCCCGGUGAAGAUGCCGCCCAUCAUAGAUGUGGACACCAGCCUGCAGACCAUGCAGCUGUUUGUGGAAAACCCCAGUGAGGAAGACGCUGCCAUCGUGGAUAAGAUCCUCUCGUUCAGAGUGGCAAAGAAAGAGGUGUAUGCGGGCCAGUAUGUGGAGGUGGAGGAGUUCUACGUCAAGUACAAGAACUACUCUUACCUGCACUGUGAGUGGGCCAACCUGCAGCAGCUGGAGAAGGACAAGCGGAUUCACCAGAAGAUCAAACGCUUCAAGGCCAAGAUGGCUCAGAUGAGGCACAUCUUCCACGAGGAUGAGGACCCCUUCAACCCAGACUACAUCGAGGUCGAUCGCCUGCUGGAGGAGUCGCACAGCGUGGACAAGGAUAAUGGGGAGCCAGUGGUCUACUACCUGGUGAAGUGGUGCUCCCUACCCUACGAGGACAGCACCUGGGAGCUGAAGGAGGACGUGGACGAGGCCAAGAUCGAGGAGUUCGAGCGGCUGCAGGCACGGAAGCCCAGGCUGGCCCAUGUGGAGCGCCCACCAGCCAAGGCGUGGAAGAAGCUGGACCUGUUCCGGGAGUACAAGAACAACAACCAGCUCCGCGAGUACCAGCUCGAGGGCGUCAACUGGCUGCUCUUCAACUGGUACAACAGACAGAACUGCAUCCUGGCUGACGAGAUGGGCCUGGGGAAGACCAUCCAGUCCAUCACGUUCCUGGAGGAGGUGUACUCCGCCGGGAUCCAGGGCCCCUUCCUGGUCAUCGCCCCCCUCUCCACCAUCACCAACUGGGAGAGGGAGUUCAGCACCUGGACAGACAUGAACGCCAUCGUCUACCACGGCAGCCUGGUGAGCCGGCAGAUGAUCCAGCAGUACGAGAUGUACUUCCGUGACUCCAAGGGCCACUUCAUCCCGGGGGCUUACCGCUUCGACGCACUGAUCACCACCUUCGAGAUGAUCCUGUCGGACUGCCCGGAGCUGCGGGAGAUCGCCUGGCGCUGUGUGAUCAUCGACGAGGCUCACAGGCUCAAGAACCGUAACUGCAAGCUGCUGGAGGGCCUGAAGCUGAUGGAGCUGGAGCACAAGGUCCUCCUGACCGGGACGCCCCUGCAGAACACAGUGGAGGAGCUCUUCAGCCUGCUGAACUUUCUGGAGCCCUCGCAGUUCCCGCUGGAGUCGGCCUUCCUGCAGGAGUUCGGGGACCUGAAGACAGAGGAGCAGGUGCAGAAGCUCCAGGCCCUGCUCAAGCCCAUGAUGUUGCGGCGCCUGAAGGAAGACGUGGAGAAGAACCUGGCGCCCAAGGAGGAGACCAUCAUCGAGGUGGAGCUGACCAACAUCCAGAAGAAGUACUACCGGGCCAUCCUGGAGCGCAACUUCACCUUCCUGGCCAAGGGCGCGGGCCAGGCCAACGUGCCCAACCUUCUCAACACCAUGAUGGAACUGCGCAAGUGUUGCAACCACCCCUACCUCAUCAACGGAGCGGAGGAGAAGAUCCUGGGUGAGUUCCGGGAGAUCCACGAUCCCACGGCGCUGGAUUUCCACCUGCAGGCCAUGAUCCAGUCGGCGGGGAAGCUGGUGCUGAUCGACAAGCUGCUGCCCAAGCUGAAGGCCGGCGGCCACAAGGUGCUCAUCUUCUCCCAGAUGGUGCGCUGCCUCGACAUCCUCGAGGACUACCUCAUCCAGAAGAGGUACCUGUACGAGCGGAUCGACGGGCGGGUGAGGGGGAACCUGCGGCAGGCCGCCAUCGACCGGUUCAGCAAGCCAGACUCGGACCGCUUCGUGUUCCUGCUGUGCACGCGGGCAGGCGGUCUGGGCAUCAACCUGACCGCUGCCGACACCUGCAUCAUCUUUGACUCCGACUGGAACCCCCAGAACGACCUGCAGGCCCAGGCUCGCUGUCAUCGGAUUGGACAGAGCAAGGCGGUGAAGGUGUACCGCCUCAUCACCCGUAACUCCUACGAGAGGGAGAUGUUCGACAAGGCCAGCCUGAAGCUGGGCCUGGACAAGGCAGUGCUGCAGUCAAUGAGUGGCCGAGAGAACAACGUCAAUGGGAUCCAGCAGUUCUCCAAGAAGGAGAUCGAGGACCUCCUGCGCAAGGGUGCGUAUGGCGCCAUCAUGGACGAGGAGGACGAGGGCUCCAAGUUCUGUGAGGAGGACAUUGACCAGAUCCUGUCGCGUAGGACCACCACCAUCACCAUCGAGACGGAGGGCAAGGGCUCCACGUUCGCCAAGGCCAGCUUCGUGGCCACCGGGAACAGGACGGACAUCUCCUUGGACGACCCCAACUUCUGGCAGAAGUGGGCCAAGAAGGCCGACAUCGACCUGGACAUGGUCAACCGCAGGAACAACCUGGUGAUCGACACUCCGCGCGUCCGCAAGCAGACCCGGCCCUUCAACACCACCAAGGACGACGACGUGGAGUUCUCGGAGAUGGACAGUGACAGCGAUGAGCGCCCUAAGUCCCGCAGGUCCCAUGAGCGCCGGCACGGUUACGGGCGCACCGAGUGCUUCAGGGUGGAGAAGAACCUGCUGGUCUAUGGCUGGGGUCGGUGGAAGGACAUCCUGGCCCAUGGGCGUUUCAAACGGCGGAUGAUGGAGAGAGACGUGGAGGUGAUCUGCCGCACCAUCCUGGUCUACUGCCUGCUGCACUACCGCGGGGACGAGAAGAUCAAGGGCUUCAUCUGGGACCUCAUCACGCCCACCGAGAACGGACAGACCAAGGAGCUGCAGAACCACUCCGGGCUGUCGGCCCCUGUUCCCCGGGGUCGGAAGGGGAAGAAGGUCAAGAGCCAGAGCAGCUCGUUCGAUGUGCAGAAGGCUGACUGGAUCCGCAAGUGUAACCCCGAUAUCCUCCUCCAGGACGACAGCUACAAGAAGCAUCUCAAACACCACUGCAACAAGGUGCUGCUCAGGGUCCGAAUGCUCUACUACCUGAAGCAGGAGGUGAUCGGGGACCAGUCAGACAGGGUGCUGGAUGGAGCGGACACCAAUGACAUCGAUGUGUGGAUCCCAGAGGUGGACGGGAUGGAGGUCCCUGCUGAGUGGUGGGACGUGGAGGCAGACAAAUCGCUGCUGAUCGGGGUCUUCAAACACGGUUACGAGAAGUACAACACCAUGCGAGCUGACCCUGCCCUCUGCUUCCUGGAGCAGGUGGGGCGCCCAGAUGAGAAAGCCAUCGCUGCGGAGCAGAGGGGGACCGACAUGUUUGGCGACCUCGGUGACGGCGGAGACUUCGACAGGGACUUGGAGGAUCCGGAGUACAAGCCCAUCAUUCUGGGGAGGGAGCAUCGCGAGGACGACGCUGACGGGAUGGCGAUGGACGAAGAUAUCUCGGUGGAUGGGGACGAUGGGGAGACACGCAAAGAUGUCUUAAUGGGAGCAGGCUUCCACAGCCAGUGCCGUUACUGGCCCACGCCCUCGGUGCUGACGGCGCGGCUGCGGCGCCUGGUGACCGCCUACCAGCGCAGCUACAAGCAGGAGCAGCAGAAGAUGGAGGCGGCUGAGAAGGGCGACCGCAAGAGGCGGCGCUGUGAGGCGGCCUUCAAGCUGAAAGAAAUCGCAAGGCGAGAAAGGCAGCAAAAGUGGACAGGCAGGGAGGAGUCGGACUUCUACCGGGUGGUGUCCACCUUCGGUGUGGAGUUCGACCCCCACACCCGGCGCUACCAGUGGGACCGCUUCCGCGCCAUCGCCCACCUGGAGAGGAAGACGGACGAGACCCUCACCCGGUACCUGCAGAUGUUCAUGGCCAUGUGUCGCAGGGUGUGUGGGCUGCCCCUCGAGGAGGGGGAAGAGUACCCGGACAUGAGCCUGCUGGUGAAGCAGGUGACAGAGGAGCGCGCAACCCGCACCCUGUACCGCAUCGAGCUGCUACGCCGGGUGCGGGAGGAGGUGCUGUGCCACCCCCAGCUGCAGGAGCACCUGCGGCUGUGCCAGCCCUCGCCCGAGCUGCCCGACUGGUGGGAGUGUGGCCGGCACGACCUGGAGCUGCUGCAGGGGGUGGCCAGGCACGGCCUCAGCCGCACCGACGCCCACCUGCUGACCGAUCCCCGCCUCUCCUUCCGCGCCUGCCGCCGGUCCCAGCAGCCCGGCUCCCGCUGCUCUACCCCCUCCCACCCCCCCUCGCCCCUGCGCCCGCCCCCCGCCUGCUGCUCGGGGGCGGGGGCCGAGGGCCGGGGCGACUGCAGCCCCUUCCGGCCCGGCUCCCUCUUUGGGAAGGGGCCGGCCGGUCCCGGAGACUGGGAGCGGGAGUCCGACUCCGAGCUGGACAAGUCCUCCCUGGCCGACUCCUGCCCCAGCUCCUCCGAGGAGAGCGAUGGAGACAAAGACCCGGACGACAAGCCCUGCUCCGAGGCUCCGUCACACUCGAAGACCUACGACGAGGAGAGCAUGAUCUCAGUCAACACCUCCAGAGACGAGACGCUGGACUGUUUCCUCAAUGAUGAGCUGGAGACCGGCCUGGGUGACCUCCUGCAGGACAAGCAGCAGCUCCCGGCGCCCGGCUGGCCCAAGGACCGAGUGCUGAUCAACCGCAUCGACAUGGUGUGCCACACGGUGCUGACUGGCUGCUGGCCCACCCCGCGGAGGGCACAGUGCGAGCCCGCCGUGCGCCUGCCGGCCUGCCCUGACACCCCCUCGCUGAUGGAGAGCCCUGGGGAAUCCCCGGUGCCCACGCCAGGCAGCCUGACCAUCGACGAGGACACCGCCUCCGCCCAGUUCACCAAGGUGAAGAAACACAUCCGCGAGAAGGAGUUCACGGUCAAAAUUAACAAUGAGGACGGUCUGAAGCUGACCUUCCACAAGCAGCACCGGAGGCGUCGCCGGCGGCUGGAUAUGGGGGACGAGGGGUCCCGGGGGCGCCCGCUGGCUCCUGGCCUGCGCGACAGCCAGUCGGCCUCGGACAGCGGCCCAGAGACGGGGGCAGAGUGUCCCCGCACCGCCCCCCUUACCCCCUCUGCCCUGCUGGACCACGGCUUCCCCCUGAAGGGGCCGGGGGAGCGGGAGGGGGGCAGCCCCAACCCCCACACCAUCCGCUGCCAGCUGGACGCGGUGCUGAGCGCUGGCAACAGCCCCCUCUGGAGGCACUCGGUCAACGGGCAGCUGGCCGGCGCGCACAACCUCGGCAAGAAACGGCGGGGCCGGCAGAAGAAUGUGGACCGGAUCGAGCUGAUGCAGCAGAGUCCGGGCCAGGGGCUGUGUACCGCGAACGGGGAGGGGGAGCGGACUCUGGAGGACCCCCAGCCCCGCCGGGCGGAGCUGGACAUGGACACGAGGAUCCCUGUGGUCAGUAAGCUGGACGGCACGGUGCUGGCAGGCGACGAAGCCCCCCGGCGCCGCGAGCUCGACCACUGGCUCAAGCUGCACCCGGACUUCGCUGUCGACCCCAGCUGCCUGGCGUUCGUGGAGGACAGGCCAAAGCAGAAGCGACAUCGCUGCCGAAAUCCCCACAAGCUGGAUGUCAACGCGCUGACUGGAGACGAGAGGGUCCCCGUCAUCAACCGGCGGAACGGCAAGAAGCUGGGAGGGGGAUUCGCUCCACCGAUCAGAGAUCUUCAGAAAUGGCUGCAGGAAAACACUGAAUACGGAGUCGCGCAGGAGUGGGCCGACGUCAUCAAACAGUCGGGCUACCUCGCCGAGGACAUGUUCGACCGUAUCCUGACGGGCCCGGUGGUGCCAGAGGAGGGCCGGAAGAGGGGCCGGAGACCCAAGCACCUGGCGGCGGCCAUGCAGGUGAACUCGCUGCUGGCCAGCGGCGUGCUGGAUGCGGGAAGCUUGCAGAGCCUGCAGAAGAACCUGCACUCCCUGCAGCUGGCUGGGCUGAUGGGUUACCCGGGGGCGGGGCAGGCCGGUGAUCCGGGGUCGGGCCUGCCCCUGGGCCCUAGUGCGGCCCCUGCUGCUGCCGAGAGCCAGGCCGGGCCCCAGGAGCCCUCCCCGGGCAGCGCCCUGACUCUCAGUCCCCUGGUGCUGUCGGGGAUGUACGGCGGGGGGAUGUACCUACCCCAGGGCUUCGGGGUGGGCGUGCCCGAGCUGACUUUGGGCGGCCUGGAGCAGGCCAAGACUCUGGGGGCGCGCGGGAGCCCGUUCCCGGCCGGGGGACACCCGGCGGAGGCGGCCGACGAUCUCUCUCAGGGUUACGACAGCACCGACGACAAGACCGACUUCUGCCACUCCCUCAUCGACGACCCCAUGAUGCCCACCAACUCUGACCUGAGCGGCGAUGACUGAGGCUGGCUGGCAUGUGGGCUGGGGGCUCCCCCCUUCCUCUCCUCUCCUCCCCUCCCCUCUCCCCCCUCAUUCCUCCAACCCCCAGGACCGGGGCAGGAGCAGGAGACGCGCCUGGGUUCGGUGCUCUCUUGAGGCCGGGGUUGGACUCAAAGGGGGGGUCCCUCCCUUCCUCCCUCUCUCUUGGAGCUGGGAGCAGUGCCAAGCCAGUGAUCCGCCCUGUUCCUGGGGUGGGGGACGGGCGGUGUCUGAAUUCAGGGAGUGCUGCAGGGACCAGGGCAGGGAGACCCCAGACCAUCCCACCUUCGCCUGAACCCCAGACAUGUUCCUCUGACCCCCACAGUCAGCAGCAUCACGGGACUCUACCCUCUGGGGACUGGUGUCUCUCUCUCUCACUCUCUGUCUGUCUGUGUC